Hylaeus volcanicus is the source of this 2573-nucleotide messenger RNA. Its product is annotated as uridine phosphorylase-like. Gene Ontology annotation, biological process: uridine catabolic process. The record is from RefSeq and is a predicted model, not a curated record. Gene Ontology annotation, molecular function: uridine phosphorylase activity. The transcript has 2 exons. Gene Ontology annotation, cellular component: cytosol. Lineage: Eukaryota; Metazoa; Arthropoda; Insecta; Hymenoptera; Colletidae. Bases 1 to 855 code for a protein of 284 amino acids.
AUGAGCUAUUUUACUGGAAAAGAUAUGUUUCUGUUACCUGAUGGUUCAACGUACCAUUUAGGUGUCAAAAAAGGAGACAUUUUCCCUCGUAUUAUUACCGUAGGGUGUUAUACAAGAGCUAAAGUUCUUUCAGAACUUCUUGAUAAGGAUAAACCGAUUCGAGCGAUAACAAGUUCUCGUGAUUUUCAUAUUUAUUCAGGCUAUUUCAAUGGUGUUGGUAUAUCUAUUAUUGGUAUCGGCAUGGGUAGCCCAUUAAUGGAUUUCAUGGUGAGAGAAGCUACCUUCGUUCAACAAGGACCUAUGGCUAUCAUUCGCUUUGGUACCUGUGGUAUAUUUCAUAAGGAUGCUCUUCCUGGCACACUUAUGACAUGUGGCAAGGGAUCCAUGUAUGUCUACGUUAAUUAUAAUCAUUUCUGUGGUAGUUUGGAUUCAAGACAAGAUACAUCCUCACCUUAUUUAGUUACUAAAAGUAUUCCAACAUCGUCAAAGUUAAACGAGUUGCUCGUUAAUGAGAUUCAAAAGGAACGUCUCAAAAAUGUCGACGGUUUAAAUGCUUGUGGUGAAACCUUUUAUAGCUGUCAAGCACGAAAGGAUCAAGAAUUCUACGAUGAAAACGAAGGUUUAAUGAAAACUCUAAUGGAUGCAAAGAUCGAUUCUAUGGAUAUGGAAACGCAUCAAUUAUUUUUCUUAUCCAAAAUUAGGAAAGAUCCCUGCUAUGUUGCAGCCGCUUUAAUUGGAAUUGUUAAUCGUGUUAAUCUCGACAUUACAACAAAUAUUUCCGCUGACGAAAUGCAUGAGAUUGUUGCUAAAGGAGGGCGCUGUUGUUUGGAAGCUUUAUCAAAAUUUCAGCUUUAAAUAGACUACAAAUGCAAUAAAAAAACAAACUUAUCACAAUUUUUAGAAUAUAUAGUGAAUGUACGGAGAAAAGUUGAUGUGACUGAAAGUUUGGUUAUGUCAUCACAAAAAGUGUUAUAAUAACUUUUCUUUUUGCACACAUUUUUAGAAAACAUGUCUUCAAAGAAUUAAUAGUUCGUAUGAUACCUCAAAGGACUUGUUGUACAUGUAUACCUGGUAAAUCCUUGUUCCCGUUAUGCGUUGGGUUGUUUCGGAUUUCAGAGGCUAAGCUCCCGUUCCUUAAAUUGUAUGUGUGUUCAGUAGCAUUGCGGUUUCUUUUCCUUGUACAAAUCAAUUUUAUUUCCUGUUUUUUUACGUGGCGCUUAUUCAUCCAUUUUCGUUAAACUUAUAUUCCUAGAAACAGAGUCAGGCCAGCAAUUCGAGCAAGUAUUUGGAAUUUUCACUCCUCAACAUACUAUAAGUGUUAACGAAAAUUCCGUUGAUAAUAAACAAGAUUGUUUUCAAAUGAACACUGUUGAUCUUUGUUGAAGCUUUAAAAUUGAAUAUCGUGGAGUCGAAUCGGAAAAGUCAAAAUUGUUAAGAAAGUCUUGAAAGAUAACUGAAAUGCUUAUUCCGAUUGGACUACGUUUCUACCCAAUACUCUCAACCAUUGUGUGACGGUUAUUUUUGACGCUUGUAAUAAGGAUUCUUAACUGUUCACCCUGAACAUACUCAUUUAAAGUGUUCCAGCAUGUUUCACUAAUCUUAUUCAAUUAGAAGACGACAUGCAUUCAAACUAUUUGCUAUUGAAAGUUCUUCCAAGAUAAAAAUAAAGUCUUUUACUUUGAAUGAGUUUUAGUCAUUGUGAAAGUUCUUGUAAAAAAAAACGUUUCAGUUUCAAUAGUUUUUUCAUAAAAGAACAUUUACAAUUUUAACAUUUUUUUCAUUAAAAAAAAAAUAAAGAAAUAUCAUUGUUUUUUAUCUUCAGAUGGUAAAGUUAAAAAAAAUAUCUUAUGACCUUGAAUGAGCGGGAAUAGCUAUAAUAAUAAAGAUUAAAAUUUAAUCUGCCCUAUUAUAGUUUGAGGAUUAUGAAGGCUAUAAAGAAAAAAUAUUUAAAGAAUUCUUUUAAAGCAUGAAUGGGAUUAUAGUCAAAAGCUAAGUGACAAGUUUUUGUAUCCAGCGGGAGUUGGAUCUUUUUUUUGUAAAUUUAAAUUAAGUUUAUCAACCAUUGAUACAUUUUCACUGUUUGGAUCUAGUCUCUAUCAUAUAUACUGUUACAAAUUUUUUUAUCAAAACUUUAUUUAAGAAAAUUGUUGAUAAAAAGCUGCGUUUUUUAUUUAUACAGUCGAAGAAACCGUGAUUUUGUAACGCAGUUCCAUUUGAAAUUUGUGUUAUUUUUUUUAAAAAAAAAUUACUUUAUUGAAUUCCCAGUCACUACAGGAUUUGUUCUUCUAAAAAAAUGUAGACGAUAAAGGAAAACUCGUUUAUGCUUAAUUGGUUGGCUAGAUGUGUAGCCUUGAAAAAGAGGCGCGCAGUCGAUUUUUCUGAGCGCGAGUAAGACACACUACAGUGGUUUACACUUUAUGAAAUAUCAUGAUACUUCACUUCAGCUCUCUCAUACUUAUGGAAACUUGUCGUGAAAAAUCGUUAACUUUUCCCCAAGAUGCCUUGUUCUCGUGCAUUUGGUAAGCACAAUUUUUCGAAAAAUGCAUACAAGAAACUUUUAAUCUUAAAAAUGG